UCCCUUGCCGCCCAGAUAUACUACGAGUAAGCAUCCACCAUUUGUCCGUCGCCACUAGCCACAGAAUCCAACGAAGAGAGAGAGACAGAGUACACUCCGCUCGCCGGCCGUUCCAUUUUCCUCCGCCCUCCCCGCCUUGUCCCGUUGCUGAGUUGCCGUCGGCUCGCCCGAAGCAGUUCGCCGCCGUUGAAGGACCAUCCCAGCUCGCUCGCCGCCAUGAAGAAGGUUGUGGUGAAGCUGGACGUGAACGACGACAGGCACAAGGCCAAGGCGCUCAAGGCCGUCUCCGGUCUCCACGGCAUCGACCAGCUGGGCGUGGACAUGAAGGAGCAGAAGAUGACCAUCGUGGGCACCGUCGACCCCGUCGCCGUCGUCGGCAAGCUGCGCAAGCUCUUCCCGGGCGCGCAGAUCUUCUCCGUUGGCCCGGCUAAGGAGGAGAAGAAGGACGACAAGAAGGACGGCGGCGGCGACAAGAAGGCCGCCGGAGACAAGAAGGACGGCGACAAGAAGGACGGCGGCGACAAGAAAGACGGAGACAAGAAGGACGGCGGCGACAAGAAGCCGGCCGUGCCGGUAUGCCCGCCCUACUGGUACCCGAUGCCGCCGCAGCCGCGCUACAUCGUCCACAGCGCCGAGGAGGACCCCAACUCGUGCGUCAUCUGCUGAACGACGCCGACGCGCCGCCGCCGCCCAUCCCCUGUACAUUUCGUCGCUGUCUGCCCUACCUGUCUUCCUCUGCCGCCGACGCCGCUGCCGGUGGUUGGUGGUUGUGUGAUGACUGUUGUGGCUGAGAUUCUCCCUGUUGUUACGGCUCGUUGAUAUUGAUAUUAAUUGUGUAGGCCUAAUAUUGUGCCUUCUUGUAACUUCGAAAAUAUAAAUCCCUUUUCUGUUUUUCUAUUUUUGGGGGGCACUGCCUCCAAAAUGUUGUAGUUGUAUGCCACAGAGUUUUACUUUCAACACGCUGUUGUUGGAUA
Messenger RNA from Triticum dicoccoides, 974 nucleotides. RefSeq names its product heavy metal-associated isoprenylated plant protein 39-like. The record is from RefSeq and is a predicted model, not a curated record. Bases 217 to 666 code for a protein of 149 amino acids. Lineage: Eukaryota; Viridiplantae; Streptophyta; Magnoliopsida; Poales; Poaceae. The transcript has 3 exons. Gene Ontology annotation, molecular function: metal ion binding.